UCAACCAAUUCAGCACUGGGGUUUGUCAGCUGAGCUCUUCUCCCACACUCCACCUGCAUCCAUCCGGAUCGGUUAGCCCGUCGUCCCGGCAACCGCGACCGAACUGCCGAGAUGUUCACGUCGAAUCCACCAAAUCCAGCUCGCUCCUGCUACCAGCACGCACCACGGCCGCCUACUACCACCCGGCGUCUGUCUCCGAGUAUUCUUAUCAUGGUUUCUUUCUCUGCGCGCAGCCUCCCUUGCCUUGCACAUCUCGGCAAGCAUCCUCCUGCUGCAAGGAUCGAUCAAUUUUAAAUUUAUCACCCUGAUCGGUGGAAAGGAAGGUCUCUUCAUGCAUGCUACCUGACGCUAGUUUAUGAUGGAGGACGCCAUGAGCCGGAGCAAGUGUGAUCGGCGAAGGUGCCAGCUAUGGCCGUGGCUGGUGGCUUCUUGGGUUCUUGCGGUGAUGGUGGUGGAAGGAGGUGCGGAGGUGACGGAGGCUAAUCUGGAGGAGCGCCGCGACGAGCGGCGCGACCUGUUGGUGCUGCGAGACACGCUGCGGUCGGCGCUGGACCUGCACUCCAACUGGACGGGCCCGCCGUGCCACGGCGGGCGGAGCCGGUGGCACGGCGUGUCGUGCGACGGCGACGGGCGCGUGGUGGGCGUGGCGCUCGACGGCGCGCAGCUGACCGGCACGCUCCCUCGGGGCGCGCUCCGCGGCGUGUCGCGGCUAGCCACGCUGAGCCUGCGCGGGAACGCGCUCCACGGCGCGCUCCCGGGGCUCGACGGGCUGGACCGCCUCCGCGCCGUCGACCUGUCCAGCAACCGGUUCUCGGGCCCCAUCCCGGUCGGGUAUGCCACGUCGCUGCGCUCCCUCGUCCGGCUCGAGCUCCAGGACAACCUGCUCAACGGUACCGUCCCGUCGUUCGAGCAGCGCGGUCUCGUCGUCUUCAACGUGUCCUACAACUUUCUCCAGGGCGAGGUCCCGGGCACCCGCGCGCUGCGGCGGUUCCCCGUGAGCGCAUUCGACCACAACCUCAGGCUCUGCGGCGAGGCCGUCAACGCUGUGUGCCGGGAGGGGCCGCCGUCAGCCGCUGGAAGCAGCAGCGACAAUCCGGCCGUCAGGCCGGCUAACGACAUCGAUCGGGCAGCACGGAAGCCCAUGCGAUUCAGGCUGGCAACGUGGAGCAUCGUCGUGAUCGCUCUCAUCGCCGCAUUGGUGCCAUUCGCGGCUGUGCUCAUCUUCCUGCACCACAAAAAGAAGACCCGGGAGGUCCGUCUCGGCGGCCGCGCCGGUGCCGCAGUGACAGGAGCAGGGGACAUCAAGGACAAGGCGGAGCAAGGCCGGGGGAGCGGCAGCCGGAGCACGGACUCCGGCAAGAGCGUCGAGCUGCAGUUCUUCCGUGCAGACAGGGCCAGCUUCGACCUCGACGAGCUGUUCCGGUCCACGGCGGAGAUGCUCGGCAAGGGCCGGCUGGGGAUCACGUACCGGGUGACACUCGACGCCGGCCCCGUCGUCGUUGUGAAGCGGCUGCGCAACAUGGCGCACGUGCCACGCAGGGACUUCACGCACACCAUGCAGCUCCUGGGCAAGCUCCGGCACGAGAACGUCGUCGACCUCGUCGCGUGCUUCUACUCCAAGGAGGAGAAGCUGGCCGUGUACGAGCACGUCCCCGGGUGCAGCCUCUUCCAGCUGCUGCAUGGGAACAGAGGCGAGGGGAGGACGCCGCUUCCGUGGCCGGCGAGGCUGUCGAUCGCGAAGGGCGUGGCCCGCGGGCUGGCGUACCUGGACCAGUCGCUGCCGUACUUACACCGGCCGCCGCACGGCAACCUCAAGUCGUCCAACGUGCUCAUCCUCUUCGCCGCCAAGAGCAAGCAGCAGCAGCAGGUGGUACCCAAGCUGACGGACCACGGCCUCCACCCGCUGCUCCCGCACCACGCGCACCGGCUGGCCGCGGCAAAGUGCCCGGAGUUCGCGCGCGGCGGCGGCAGGCGGCUGUCGUCCCGCGCCGACGUGUACUGCCUCGGGCUGGUGCUGCUGGAGCUGGUGACGGGGAAGGUGCCCGUGGAGGAGGACGGCGACCUGGCGGAGUGGGCGCGGCUGGCGCUCAGCCACGAGUGGUCCACGGACAUCAUCGACGUGGAGAUCGUCGGCGACCGGGGCCGCCACGGGGACAUGCUGCGGCUCACGGAGGUCGCGCUGCUAUGUGCCGCCGUCGAGCCCGACAGGCGGCCCAAGGUGCAGGACGUCGUCAUGAUGAUCGACGUGAUCGCCGCCGGGGAGGGGCCGGAGCUAGCCGGACAUUGAGCUCUCCAACGGUGCAGCGUCGGAUGAUCGACAUGGUCUUCUUGGUUUCAAACUUGGAUGAUUUGUAUCUUGUAAUCGCUUUUCGCUUUUCUUUCUCUCUCUCUUUCAGAUGUAACAUUGUAAUCGAGCAGGAAGUACGCCAAUGCUCCCUAAUCGAUUGCUUUGGUAGUACAUCAGAGAGAAGGAUGUAAAAUUCAUUUGUUACUGCAGAAAUUUAUAGUUACAGCAAAAAAACUGCAGAAAUUUAUAGCCAGGUGGGUUG
This is a messenger RNA of Phragmites australis (common reed), 2549 nucleotides long. RefSeq names its product probable inactive receptor kinase At3g02880. The record is from RefSeq and is a predicted model, not a curated record. Gene Ontology annotation, molecular function: ATP binding; protein kinase activity. Bases 356 to 2287 code for a protein of 643 amino acids. The transcript is spliced from 3 exons. Lineage: Eukaryota; Viridiplantae; Streptophyta; Magnoliopsida; Poales; Poaceae. Gene Ontology annotation, biological process: protein phosphorylation.